Alternaria rosae is the source of this 2268-nucleotide messenger RNA. Its product is annotated as major facilitator superfamily domain-containing protein. Gene Ontology annotation, biological process: transmembrane transport. NCBI's taxonomy places the organism in Eukaryota, Fungi, Ascomycota, Dothideomycetes, Pleosporales, Pleosporaceae. The coding region runs from base 1 to 2268 and encodes 755 amino acids. Gene Ontology annotation, cellular component: membrane. Gene Ontology annotation, molecular function: myo-inositol:proton symporter activity. The transcript has 4 exons. The record is from RefSeq and is a predicted model, not a curated record.
AUGAGCGAGCACCCCCAGGAAGCAGCAGCUGUUGAAGGCACAGAAGGGACUCGAAACCUAGCGACAAACCAAUUGCAUUCAACAGGCGCAAGACAGACUAUAGAUAAUCCGUUUUUGACGUUCGAUGACACGAUUCCCGACCCCAAGACUCAACGGACCGAGCUCGAAGACUAUGUCUGGGAAUUUGCUUUGUUAGCCGGUCUCAAAGACCGCUAUGAACUGCUUCAGUUCGGCGCUCGUCUUGCUCGAGACAAGUAUGAGGCUAUGAGAAGAUACGCAGAUGAGCUUACCGAGCCCGAGAAAAAGCUCUUGGAGAAGGAGAAGGACAAGAGCACAGGGUUUUGGAAGCAGUCGAAGUUUCUCCGCGCGACAAUCAUGACCGCAAGUCUUGCCGGGAUGAUCCAGGGAUGGACGCAAAGCGCCAAUAACGGCACUGCUCAUGGCAUGCCAGAAGACUUUGAACUCUGUGUCCACAGGGGUGCCAGUUGUCCUUCAUCCGAUCUUUGGACUUUCGGAAUGCUGAAUGCCAUACCGCUCCUUUCCGCAGGCCUCUUCGGUACCCUCCUUGCAGAUCCGCUACAGGAGAACUUCUUAGGGAGGCGAGGUAGUGUGAUGCUGUCUUGUGGCAUCACAAUAGCCUCGACAAUUGGUGCAUCACUUACGCACAACGUAGGCUCACUCGCAGCUUGCCGAGCUAUCAACGGGAUAGCUCUGGGCGCAAAAGCGUCGAUAGUUCCAAUAUAUGCAGCUGAGAUAUCACCGGAGCAUAUACGUGGCGCUAUUUUGGCGAAUUGGCAGCUUGCUGAUGCAGCUGGCAUCUUUCUCGGGUUUCUGGCAAACUUGCUGGUUGUUGUUUACGUGGAGAAUGCCAAGUCCGCAUGGCGUAUUCUCACAAACACUGUACUCAUCCCUACGGUACCUUUGUUGGUGAUGAUAUACUUAAUGCCGGAAUCCCCGCGAUAUCUGAUGAAGCAUGGAAAGUACUGCAAAGCACUCGAAGCCUUCGAACAGGUCCAGACCACUCGGUUGCUAGCAAGUCGCGAUUUCAUGUAUGCGCAUGCUCAGCUGGAUUUCGAAAGCCGACUGUUAAAAGGAGAGACAAACGAGCUUGGUACCCUGGCCGAUCGCGUAGACAUCAGCGCGCCAAGCUUGUCCGGGGAGCCAUCUUCGCUACCACCGAACCGUGUGCAGUUAGAAAGAAUUGCUGCACAGAGAGUCGUAUCGCCAGGUCGAUCAACCUUGGAUCCUCGUGCCGAGAUAAAGAACUCAGGCGCAAUAGUGAUACCGAGCAAUAACCAGUACGAAGUCAGGCCGCAGCCCGAGCAGAACGAGAACAGUAACAUCGAGCUCGCGACUAUGAACAGGAGAUGGAGUGAUAUCUCAAGUCUAAAUUUCGAGGUUGGGAUCAGGCGAACGAAGAAGAGCAAUCCGUACUCUUACAACAUCGGUGUCAACGGUUACUACAAGCGUCUGAGGGAGCUAUGGUCCAAUAAGCGGUGUCGACGAGCCUUACUGUGCGCUUCCGUGUCCAUGAUCACCCAGACUUUGACAGGCGUUAAUACCAUCGCCUUCCUAGGCACGAUAGUUUGGCCCAACGCCAAGAGAAACAGUGAUCGAACAGCCGCGACGAUAGGUCUUGCCUUUGGAGCAGCAAAUUACGUGUUCGGGCUUCCGGCUUAUUGGUCUUCGGAUCGAUUAGGACGCUCCGUCAUGCUUUUGCUCGGCCUGCCAAACAUGGCAUGGUCGAUUCUAGUCUUUGCAUUCCUCUUCAAAAUUCCCGAUCCGUCCGUCCAGAUCCCGAUGGUCAGCAUCUUCGCGGUCAUUUUCGUCGCCUUUUAUGCCCCGACGGCUGGUACGUCUCCAUUCUCAAUCGCAGCAGAAGUCUUUCCUCUUGUGUCGAGAGAGGCUGGUAUGGCCGUUUCCGUCGCCGUCAAUCUCCUCGGCGCUGGUGUAUUGGUAUUAGUCUUCCCGUUCCUGCAGGACAGCAUUCGGCCGACGGCUGCAUUCUCCAUCUUUGCUGGCCUGAAUAUGGUGGCAUUCGUGCUGGUGUAUUUGUUCGUUCCGGAGACGAGAAUGCGGACCUUGGAAGAGCUGCAGUAUACGUUCGAUUUACCAACGGGAUGGCAUGUCGCGUAUCGUGUGGGGUACAUACGACAGCAUGUCUGGGCGAAUUGGUGGAAGUACUUGACUCGCAAGAGGGUCGAGCCGCCUAUCCCGUUUUACGAGUGGGCACGAGAGACAUAUAGAGAGAUGGAAGGUGCCAGCUGA